AUGAACUUCCCCUCGUCGACGUCGGCCGCGAACCGGUACAAGCUGAUGGGCGACGACCUGUACAAGCGGUCAGAGAAGAUCAACGCCGAGCUGUUCACGUUGACGUACGGCGCGCUGGUGGUGCAGCUGGUGAAAGACUACGAAGACUAUGAGGAGGUGAACAAGCAGCUGGACAAGAUGGGCUACAACAUCGGCGUACGAUUGAUCGAGGACUUCCUGGCACGGACAGGAUUGGCGCGGUGUCGAGACUUUUCCGAAGUAGGCGAAACGAUGGCCAAGGUCGCCUUCCGCUCCUUCCUCUCCAUCACCCCAACCCUAGUCCACCACCCCGCCCAACCCCCUUCACAGCCUCAACCCGCCUUCUCGCUCAUCUUCGACGAGAAUCCUCUGACGGAUUUCGUUGAGUUGCCUGAGGAGGCGGUUGAGGGCGGGCUGGUGUAUGCGAAGAUUCUGGAGGGAGUGAUCAGGGGCGCGAUGGAGAUGGUCCAGACGAGCGUCGAGGCGAAGAUCGUGUCGGACGCGUUGCGAGGGGACGAGAAGACGGAGCUGCGAGUGACGCUGAUUCGCCAUCUCGAGGAGGAGAUGCCGCCGGGCGACGAGUAG
Messenger RNA from Rhodotorula toruloides NP11, 603 nucleotides. Its product is annotated as bet3 family protein. Gene Ontology annotation, biological process: endoplasmic reticulum to Golgi vesicle-mediated transport; intra-Golgi vesicle-mediated transport. Bases 1 to 603 code for a protein of 200 amino acids. Gene Ontology annotation, cellular component: cis-Golgi network membrane; cytosol; TRAPP complex. The record is from RefSeq and is a predicted model, not a curated record. Lineage: Eukaryota; Fungi; Basidiomycota; Microbotryomycetes; Sporidiobolales; Sporidiobolaceae. The transcript has 5 exons.